This is a messenger RNA of Capronia coronata CBS 617.96, 609 nucleotides long. RefSeq lists its product as uncharacterized. Bases 1 to 609 code for a protein of 202 amino acids. The record is from RefSeq and is a predicted model, not a curated record. Gene Ontology annotation, biological process: response to antibiotic. NCBI's taxonomy places the organism in Eukaryota, Fungi, Ascomycota, Eurotiomycetes, Chaetothyriales, Herpotrichiellaceae. The transcript has 2 exons.
AUGUCCACCACUACACUUGCUUCAUGCAUGCGAAAGGCGGCCAAAGCAUUGCCGCCCAUCAACGGCACCGCAUUUGCUGCGAGUUUCGACUGGCUCGGGCAAUAUAAUGUUGUCUCCUUAGGAGAUGGAAGCCACGGCACCUCGGAAUUCUACGCCGCCCGCGCCGAAAUUAGCAAGCGUCUGAUCAAGGAGCAUGGGUUCAAGAUUGUGGCUCUAGAGGUUGAUUGGCCUGACGCCGAGGCCAUAGACCACUAUGUCCGACGCUGGCCUCAACACCCAGGCAGAAUGGAGGCCAGACAGGCCAUGUUCAAGCGAUUCCCAACUUGGAUGUGGAGUAAUCGCGAGUUCCAAGGCUUUGUCCGCUGGCUACGAGACUACAACGAUGGACUAGUACCACCCAGCGAGCGGGCUGGUACAGUCGAUCCAGGGAUGGCCGACGAGGCCCGACGGCGAUACAGCAAGCUCUCACGCUGGGCAGGGCAGGAGCAGGAAUACGGUCUAAGGAUGCGAUCGAGAUUCAAGUCAUGUGAGGCCGACGUGAUCAACAUGUUGUUGGAGCUGCUCCGCAAGCGACUCGAGUAUUCGGCCAAAAUCCACGACGGCGAAUAG